Messenger RNA from Momordica charantia (bitter melon), 1520 nucleotides. The record is from RefSeq and is a predicted model, not a curated record. Lineage: Eukaryota; Viridiplantae; Streptophyta; Magnoliopsida; Cucurbitales; Cucurbitaceae.
AGAGACACAGAAUAUAAAGACAAAGGUUUUCUCUCUCAAACUCCAUGAUUAUUCAAAUUCUGUGAAAUAAAAAAAGGGGACCUGGGUUUACCCUACUUAUACUUGAGUAGGAGGAAAAUUCAGAGUUUCUAUUGCUUAUAAGGCCUGUUUUGGCUAGCUCCCCCCUCCAUUUUUUUUACAGAAUUAGCUGAAGAAGAAGAUCAAGAUCAAGAUCAAGAAGAAGAAGAAGAAGAAGACGUCGACGAAGAAGAAAAAGAUAGUUUUUUUUUUCUUUUUUUUUUCUUUUUUUAAAUAUUAUUGGGAGGCCAUGAAUAGAGGGGUUCUGCAAAGCUCAGUUGUGCAACAGAUGAUGGGAGCAGAAAACCCUAAUUGGUGGAGUAAUAAUAUUGGUGGGAGUAUGAGAACAAGCACACAAAACCAACAGCCAGCAGCAGUAACAGCAGCAGCAGCAGCUUCUUCUUCUCCAUUUUUAUGUCCUAAUUCUCCCAAUAUUCUAUUCCCUCACUACUCCAAUUCCCUUCCUUUUCCUUUUCCUUCUUGGUGUGAUUCUCAGGACCAGCUUCCAGAGUCUUGGAGCCAACUUCUCUUGGGAGGUUUGGCUGGGGAAUUGGAUGAACAGAAGGGGUGUAUGGGGCAGUUUGAAGCCAAGAAAUUGCUGGAGGAUUGGGAAGAAGAGAUUUUGAAUAGUAACGGCCACCACCACCACCAGCUUGAUCAUGUCAAGAAGGAGCAGUACGUGUAUGGACAUGGCGACGGCGGUGGCCGUGUCGGUGGCCGCAGCGAGGAUUUUCAGCUGCCUCAUAAACAAAGCUGGUCCCAUAUGAUUCCUGCUUCUUCUCCUCAGUCAUGUGUCACAAGUUUUAGUAGCAAUAUGUUGGAUUUUUCUAACAACUCGCCUCCUGAUUCCCGCCCCCGACAUCCCCUACCCGAUCGCUCGUCUGAGGUGAGGAAGGAGAAAUUAGGUGACAGAAUUACAGCUCUCCACCAGCUAGUUUCCCCAUUUGGGAAGACUGACACAGCUUCAGUUUUGUUAGAAGCUAUUGGGUACAUCAGAUUCCUUCAGAGUCAAAUUGAGGUGAUGUUUCUUGAUGAAGAGCCAAAGAGAGAUCUGAGGAGUAGAGGGUUGUGUCUGGUUCCAGUGUCCUGCACCCUGCAAGUUGGGAGUGACAAUGGAGCAGAUUAUUGGGCUCCGGCGUUUGGUGGCGGUGGCAGUUUCCGGUAGACGGUGGCGGCGGCCGAAGAAUUUGAAUAUAGGGCAGUUGCAGCAAAUCUCCAGAGAGUAGAAAGAGAGAGAAGGCUACAUUAUGAAACUGAUAUAACAUCAUGAGCAGUCAAUCUGCUAAAAGAAACCAAAGGCUGAUUGCUCAUGAUGCUAUGCAAACAUAAUCAAGGAAAAAAAAAAGUAUACAAGAAUUGCUGUAGCAGAAUGCUUUCAAAAUCUAAUUUCUUCUCGGUAAUUGUACUGGUUUUUAACUUUAGUUAUGAUUAAAAUGAUAAUUAUUAUUAAUAUUUUUAUUUAA